CUGAGAGCAGACCAUGUCCGAUUUGCAAGAGAACGUGGGUGGCACUGCAGCAUGAUGUCUACAAGAAAGCAAGUGGCAGAAAUUGAGAGAGGAAUCGAAAAGCGCAGCAGCUUGAGCUGCUGUUGCUAAUUGCAGGUUUAUCGCAGUGAGGAAUAUAUUUCGGGUGGGCGGGAGGGAGGGAGGUGGACCUCCUACUGUCAGACGUGAUUUUUGCAGCGUUGACGCGGGUGUUGAUCUACGUCUGAAUUGCGAAGCUCCUGAAACGACUGCUGUCUGAGUAGUUGGGCGAUUAAACCAGGACGGCACGCAGGCAUGGAGUUCGGUGGGCAAAUUCCUUACGGAGGGAGAGAUGGUUAACCUGAUUGUUGGAGAUUGAAGUUGAAUCAUCAACUCCACUACCAACUGCCACACGAAGUGUCUCGAGAAGUGGUAGAAAUCCCUGGUGAGUUUUGUAAAUAAGACGGGACUUCGGCUCAAUGAAUUUGGAACAACAAGGGUGCUGAUGCACUUCUAGGACUAGAAUCAUGGACUUCAAGGACACUGCAGCGAGAGAAUCCGGUAAAGUGAAGGAGAAGGUGGGGUCGAAGGAGGUCGACUGCCAAGCCGCCGUGAAAUUCCACAUGUCUGCUUUCUCCGACCUGCGCAUCUACCUGGUUUACGUUCUCAUAGCCGCUUGCUGUUUCUUGAUACUCCUCGCACAGCUCCUUCCUCUUCGAAGCUUAGACAAGUCCCAGCUGCCGUGCAACGACAGCGUCAGUAUUGUAAGUCCCGAGACGAAUCUCGAAUUCCCCAUCGACCCACUCUCGAAAUCUUUUCUCCAUGAGAACAUCAUUAAUAAGUCCUCCUUAGAUAUCAGCAAAGGGGAGCUCCGCGUUUUCAAGCCUCAUGGAUUAGCUAUGCACUUGUUUAUUGAAAUGGGCGCGUACCGAGGUGGCCCACGGGUAUUCUCAGUUGUGGGACUUAUUGCGAAGCCGAUUCAGACGUUUCAUAAGCCGCCAUAUGUGUGUGAGUGGGUCACCAACGUAGGAAGGACCAUCAAAGGGAGGGCAAGCAAGAUUCUGCCGGAUUGGAACUAUGGCAGACUUUACACUGUCGUGGUGAUCACAUGCACAUUCAGGGUGGACGUAGGGGUACAGAAAGAGGGCGGGGAGCUCGUUUUGCAGGUCAGCUAUGGCGACCAGUUCAGGCAACCAGAGAAGAUUGUGGUUCUCACUGAGAGGCGGGGGCAAUACAAUGCGACGAUGUUCGAUCCGCCCUACCCAUAUGACUACGUCUACUGCGGUUCAUCACUUUACGGAGAUGUAAGCCCGCAGAGGAUGCGCGAGUGGCUAGCUUACCACGCGCACUUCUUUGGCGAGAGGUCACACUUCAUGUUCCACGAUGCUGGCGGGUUCCACCCCCAAGUGUGGAAAGUGUUGGAUCCGUGGAUUAAGAAAGGGCGAGUCUCGGUGCAAAACAUCCAGCAGCAGGAAAUCUACGAUGGGUACUAUCACAACCAGUUCUUGGUUGUGAACGAUUGCCUCUUUAGGUCGCGGUUCAUGGCGAAUUGGACCUUCUUCUUCGACGUGGAUGAGUAUCUACACGUGCCUCCGACGACUACUCUCGACAAGGUGCUGAAUGACAAUCCGAACGUCACCCAAAUAACGUUUGAGCAGGUUCCAAUCUCAAACAAUCUCUGCGUCGCGGACAACAUCACAACUGAUGGUCACGCAAGAAAAUGGGCAAUUGAGAAACUAAUGUACAGAAAAGUAUUGAGGUCGGGGGUUCGCUACGACCGCAAGUAUGCUGUGCAAGCCCGGUAUGCAGCCGCGACAGGGGUUCACAUGUCUAUGAACAUGAGAAAGGGGAAGAAUAUGUAUCCGAAAGGAUACAAAAUCAGGUACUAUCACUACCACGACACAAUCAAUAAGCGAGAGGAGCUAUGCCAAGCAUUCGUCUCUCCGCAGAACAAAACUUCGCUGCAGCGGCAUCAGCGUCAGAACUACCGAUUAGAUGAGACGCUGGCCAUGACAACCCAACUUAUCAAAGAUUACGAGCGCCGAACAAUUGGGUCCCUACCAUUUAUCGUGUAGUAGCCCCAACCAACCCCCAAGUAUAAAACCACACACUACAAGCGGCUUGCUACAGACAUGUCGUGGAACUCAGGGCGUCGUGACUAUAUUGGAGGCCGCCCUAUUCUCGAAUCUGCAACAGUUUUCCUCCCUCGAGACGAGCCCAAGGGAGGCCUGGCACUGCGUCAGAUGCACACCAGAGAGUGGUCGCCGGUUGAUAGGAAACCUCAUGAUCUGCAAGCAGAUCGGAAACCCUAAAAAUGGGAGUUUCUGUGAUUUCUUCGACAAAAACAGGCUGGAAACCAACUCGGAUCAUACCCUAAUUGGAGAAGGGCUUGUCCUUGACCAGCACCUGUUGAACAAGAACGCCCUCCGACAUUGUGUGCUGUUGGGUACAUUCUACUUCCUUGGCCUUGUGGGUGUGUCAUGACGCCCCCAGAUCGGAAUUAGGGUUUUCGGACGCGACGCUCAUUGAAAAGGCUCCCAUGGCCUUGGCACGUUCUUCUGGGAAGCUUGUCUUUUUAUGAUGCAUUCUUCAAGUUUGAAAUGCAUGGCUCGUGGUGACAUAUCCAACACGUUGUUUUUCAUUUCAGUACCUUUGUUUUAUUUAUGAAGAGUGGAGGAAUUAUUAUGGAAGUGAACUAUUGAUGUACUAUGUGUUUUGGUGUAAGCAAAAACUUCCUCACAAAUUUUUAA
Molecule: messenger RNA, 2747 nt
Organism: Physcomitrium patens
Lineage: Eukaryota; Viridiplantae; Streptophyta; Bryopsida; Funariales; Funariaceae
Product: galactan beta-1,4-galactosyltransferase GALS1
Cellular component (GO): cytoplasm
Molecular function (GO): glycosyltransferase activity
Source: RefSeq, a predicted model, not a curated record